UAUCAACUUCCGGCUUCGUGUUGUGUAGAAAUAUCACGUUGACUAGUCAAUAGAAGAUGGGUAAAGAUUCGAGUGAAGAACGAGAAAAGAACACCCAGGCAUAUGCAGCACUGGGUAUUGGUCUCAUCUGUGUCAUCGUUGGGCUCCCAUUGUGGUGGAAGACUACAGAGGUGUAUCGCGUGCAGCUACCAUAUGGAGAAAUCACAACACUUGCAGCCACAAAGAUUGAGUACCUGGUCAAUGUGGAGAUGAUCAGUUUUGAUGGCAGCAUUGAUUUGUCUCAGUUGAGCAAAGAGGUCCAAUCAAGUCUAUCUUCAGAAAACAAGAAGACACUCAUACCAACCUACAGAAUUUCAGCCAGGGAACCUGUCAAUGAAGAAAUGGUUAUGCUGAAAGUUGCUAGUUCUUUAAAAGAACUGGACAGAAAGCUGACUAGUCAUCUAGGAAAUGAACGCAACAAAUACUUCGUAGUUUUGCUAAAGGACAAAUCGAAAAUGUUCUCCACAAAAACUUUCAUUGGCUGCAAUAGGAUCACAUUCCUGAACCCCGCUGGCCAAGAUGUGACCUCACUGGGGAAGGCGGUGUCUUCUGUGCUGAAGGAAGUGAUUGUCAGAGAAGCAGCAGUGAAGAAGAGUCUGGUUGCUGCCAAAGGAGCAAGGUCUUUGAAGCCAGACAAGGAAAGCAUGAGAUCACUGAGGUCAACACCUGGAUAUGAUAUGACCUUCACCUUGGUAAACCCUCAGCCAGAUAUUGUUGAUGCACAGUGGGACAUCAAGGCUGGGAUUGAGGCUUACCUGAAACCCUUCCUGAGUAAGCUGGAUGCCUUCGCAGACUUCACCCUGACGUCACAGGUACUGUACUUCACUGGUCUGGUGCGUCGCCCCCAGAGGAACUCCGUGACAGGGGACUCCUUCUACACAGAGCAGGACCUGCCUCAUCUCAUCACUCCGCUCGAGUCCAAGCUAGGUUCUCACACGUCCAACAACCCCGCUCUAAACUUCCUGGUGUACAUACCAACACGAGACCAGAGUCCGCUAUAUGUCAAGGAUAAAUCAGAUAAGGCUGUCCCAAGCAAUGCAUUCUUCAGUCCGCGGUGGGGAGGGAUCUGGAUAAGCAAUGUGGAAGUUCCCCCCAACUCCAGUCUACCCCACUCCAUCAAUAUUGAUGUCAGGAAGAUGAUGGAGGUGUUCAUCACUCAGAUGCGGAUGUUGCUCAACCUGCAGGGCCAGGUAUCCAGUGCCGAUCUGUCAUUCGCUGACCUGGAGAACCAGGGCAUCACACCAUGGGAGGUGGAUGCAUGGCUGAGGAGUUUCUGUGUGGAGAACAUCGCCACAUCGGCAGGAACGUUGUCCUCCCUUGCUCAGCUGCUUGGGGAGAUCGGCAACAUCGUCAUCAAGGAUGACAUUGGUACUGAGGUUGAAUCAUCUGUGGCGGCCAUCAGGGAGAGUCUGAGACAACUGGCAGAGGGACAACUAGAGGAAGCAUUUCUUUCCUCCAAGAGAGCUCUCAUAGCUUCAGAAAAGGCUUUCUUUGAUCCUUCCUUGCUGGAACUCUUAUACUUCCCUGAAGAUCAAAAAUUUGCCAUCUACAUCCCCUUGUUCCUGCCCAUCAGCAUCCCCGUGUUCACGUCACUGGUGCAGGCCAUCAAGUGGUUCCGCAGCAGGAGGAAACAGAAGACGGAGUGACCGCACCAUCACUAGUCGAUUCAUUCUAUGCAGUGUCACUGGAACAGGCCUUGGCUCAGACAGCAGUUGUAGCGAUAUGACUAUAAAUUCUCAUAUACUUUUCAGCUUUCAAAAUAAUCAUGGAAAGCAAAGAACCUAGUUUUAGAAAUAACCUUAUAAAUUUUGUCAAUGUUAUCAAAGUAAGAUUAGAGGUGGCGCCUGGACUGAACUUCCAAAUUCUCAUGGAUCCCAGUAAUAUUUGGAACAGUUAGUCUCAGAACUUAUUGCAUUUCAGUUGAAUUUGAUCAAUAGUAUGAACGGGAUGAUAUUUGACUGUGAUGUGACAGCAUUAUAUUAGCUCACCUAACCUCCAGUGAAAUAUGUUUGUUUGGCCUGUUAGUACAUCAUCUGAAAGCUGAAUCUUUUAUGCUUGCUCCACCAAUGAUGACACCCAACAUAUUCAGGUCUGAAUGCAUACAUUGCCACCUUGACAGAAGCUGUAGAAACAGUUUUGCUAAAACAAAAUAAUUUUCAACAUGUCAUAAACACAGAUAAGUUCCUUUACACAAAAUAGUUGAUAUUUUUUGUUACAGGUUAGGAAACAUUAUUUAAAUGUGGUAACAUGAUUCAUAUAUAGAAAAUAGAUAUUUGUAUUUUUGCAGAAUGUAUUUUGAAUAUUAAUGUUGUCAAACACUUUUGUUAAGUACUGCCUUUGUUUACAUAUUCAACUGUUGACUGCUUGUCCAGGUGAGCUACAGGGCUUGGUCUGGCACCAGGUGUACUUGGCUCACAGACCUGUUCUAGUUUGAAGAACAAAGCCUGAUGGAUAAUACCAAGAGCAUUGGUCCAGACAUCCUCGUGUAUCAAGUGUAAUUUAUCUUCAUGCUAUCAGGGGCGAAGACCCAGGUUAAACUUGGCGCUAAACUAAACUCACUAUCUGAUUUUAGCUUGUAUGCAAGUUAAGCUAGAACUUUAAAGGUCUUGAAGCCAAGGAAUUCCAUCCCUGAGGAUAAUACACCCCAAAACAUCUUAUAGAACAGUCCUAUGAUUUACUUUACAUGAGCAACAUGUGAUAUGGGGAGAUGAAAUGGGGUUAGCUGUCAAGAUUUUUGCUCUAAUGUAUAGUGUGUGUAUGUGCGUUUGUGUGAUUUGAUAGUGCUAGCUCAGUCACAUGACACACCUCAGUUUAACAUAUAUACCCCACUAAAACUGUGUAUACACUCUCUGAGCUGGCCAGUCCUUGUUUUAUCCUGUUAAUGCUGAGCACCAGGCAAGGUAACAAUAAGUACCAUAUUCUGACGUCUUUUGGUUUGACACUUUGGGAAUCAAACUAACCUGUGCUCCCCAGCAGAUGCUCUGUCCACUAGACCGCACAGACAAUAAUUUGUUGGUAAGAGAUGUGGAGGGGUCACUCCGAAGUGAAGCUGUUGAGGUAAAUCUGCCGCUUAGUCUUUUGUGGAAAAGUAUUAAAGAUAAACGCUUGAUAAUAAAGGAUGGAAUCUUGGCUGUAUUCUCUGAAAUAAUUGAAAGAAAAUAUGUUUCUGUUAUUAUAUGUGUAUUGGUUGAACAAGAUGGUGUUUGUGUAAGUGUCUGACUUGUUUUGUGUAAAUGUCUGACUUGUUUGUAUAGCUGGAUACAUCUCAGACUGUGAUAUCAGUGUCAUCCAAGUGGAUAUCUUUACAUCAUUGCUGUAUAUUGGGUCUUAGCUGUAGGUGUGUGUGAUUAUUUGAGAGAAAUUAUUCUGGGCUAUGGCUGCUGCUUUGAUGAAAUGAUAUCAUACAUCUCGUGUCACGGUUGCAAUUUUGAUGAAAUGAUAUCAUACAUCUCAUGUGUCAUGGGUGCAAUUUUGAUGAAAUGAUAUCAUACAUCUCAUGUGUCAUGGGUGCAACUUUGAUGAAAUGAUAUGCAUCUCGUGUCACGGUUGCAAUUUUGAUGAAAUGAUAUCAUACAUCUCGUGUCAUGGGUGCCAUUUUGAUGAAAUGAUAACAUACAUCUCAUGUGUCAUGGGUGCCAUUUUGAUGAAAUGAUAUCAUACAUCUCGUGUCACGGUUGCAAUUUUGAUGAAAUGGCGUCAGGUACUUACGUCAAGGUUGCAAGUUUGAUCACAGUAUAUCAUACAUCUCAUGUGUCAUUGGUGCAACUUUGAUGAAAUGAUAUCAUACAUCUCGUGUCACGGUUGCAAUUUUGAUUAAAUGAUAUCAUACAUCUCAUGUCAAGGUUGCAACUUUGAUGAAAUGAUAUCAUACAUCUCAUGUCACGGUUGCAACUUUGAUGAAAUGAUAUACAUCUCGUGUCACGGUUGCAAUUUUGAUGAAAUGGCGUCAGGUACUUACGUCAAGGUUGCAAGUUUGAUCACAGUAUAUCAUACAUCUCAUGUGUCAUGGGUGCAACUUUGAUGAAAUGAUAUCAUACAUCUCAUGUCACGGUUGCAAUUUUGAUGAAAUGAUAUCAUACAUCUCAUGUGUCAUGGCUGCAAUCUUUAUGAAAUGCACAUGACUCACAUGCAUCUUUUUCUAACCAGCAUUUAUGCAGUUGUUUU
Molecule: messenger RNA, 4203 nt
Organism: Haliotis rubra (blacklip abalone)
Lineage: Eukaryota; Metazoa; Mollusca; Gastropoda; Lepetellida; Haliotidae
Product: GPI transamidase component PIG-S-like
Exons: 17
Coding region: 57-1685 (542 amino acids)
Biological process (GO): attachment of GPI anchor to protein
Cellular component (GO): GPI-anchor transamidase complex
Source: RefSeq, a predicted model, not a curated record